Solanum verrucosum is the source of this 508-nucleotide messenger RNA. RefSeq lists its product as uncharacterized. The record is from RefSeq and is a predicted model, not a curated record. NCBI's taxonomy places the organism in Eukaryota, Viridiplantae, Streptophyta, Magnoliopsida, Solanales, Solanaceae. Bases 74 to 508 code for a protein of 144 amino acids. The transcript is spliced from 3 exons.
UAGAGGCAAAACGUUCAUUAGUUUCAUACAAUUAUCAUAAUUCAAGUAAUAGUUAUAUUUAAGCAAAAAGAAUAUGGGAUUGAAGGCAUUUUUACUAAUUGUUUUGGCUAUUUUUCUUGUGAUAACAUCAGAGGUUGCAGCUAGGAAGUUGCUUCAGAGAUCCAUCACUUCCUCGGAAAAUGAGGUUGCAGCUAGGAAGUUGGCUCAGAGCUCCAUCACUUCCCUAGAAAAGGAACAAACAAAUGAAGAAAACAAUAAUGCCAAAUUUCUAGGAGUAGCGCUUCCACCAAUAGGAGGAGUACUUUCAGAAAUUGGAGCACCUAUUGGAUUCGAAAGACUUUCAGGAAGUGGAGAACUUAUCGAAAUUGGAGCACCUAUUGAAUCUGAAGGACUUUUAGGAAGUGGAGAACUUAUCGAAAUUGGAGCACCUAUUGAAUCUGAAGGACUUUUAGGAAGUGGAGAACUUAUCGAAAUUGGAGCACCUAUUAAAUCUGGAGGACUUCCAUGA